Prunus armeniaca (apricot) is the source of this 981-nucleotide messenger RNA. The record is from the annotation of a GenBank genome assembly. Lineage: Eukaryota; Viridiplantae; Streptophyta; Magnoliopsida; Rosales; Rosaceae.
AUGUCACUGGAAACGUUUCAAGUCAGAAUUGGUGAAGCUGAAGCAAAGACCAAUGAUCUUAAAGCAUCAUUUGAGAAUCUGUGGGGUAUGGUAAAGAUGCCCCAGGAUGCAUCAAGCAGCACUGUUCGUGACACUAGAGGGCUUUCCGGUUUGAUAGCGGUAGAUGGGAUUAAUUUAUCUGCUGAAGGAAGCAAAAUAGUGGUGGAAGAGAUACUGAAGGUACUGAGGGAAGCUGACUGGAAGGCAAGCUUACACUGGAAAUCCAUGCCAUUAGAAUUUGCAGAGGAUUCACCAUAUGAUCUUGUUGCUGCCGAUGGAAAGACAACAUUAAAUCCCUCCAGCUGGACAUUUUAUAGGGAGUCUGUCCUGGAGAAGGCAGGGAGCAUUGUACGGAAAGUGGGAUCUUUUCUGAAAAUGUCAAGUUACUAUGACAUUGAUGAUAUUCUUGUGGAGGAACAGGUUAAUUCCCCAUGUCCCAGUGUUUCCAAGCAAGCAGUAAAUGGGGUUGAUAUUGAUCCUAGUGCUGAAACCCAUUGUGUUGAACCCGGUUCAAAGGUAGAGCUGCCUUACUGGCUUGCCCAUGAGUUACACCUCAGAAAAGUAGCAAAGAUGAAGGUUCCUGCAUGUUUCAAUCAAAGAACAAAACUGGAACUUGGGGCUGAUGGUGCAUCUGUGGAUUUAAGAUCUCGAUGUCUAUACUUCUAUGAAUUUGGAUGCAAGAUAGCACCGCUGGUUGGUGAUAGAGACGUGGGAUCAUUCCUAUUAUCUGCAUUUAGGACCAGGUAUCAGAAAAUCCUGGCAAAGGCACAUAACGCAUCAUUUACAGCAUAUUCAAAAUUGCUGUCGUACUUAACAAAAGAAGAAACCAAUCUGUAUGAGGCAGCUCAGUCGUCAAUGGCGGCCUAUAAGAAGUGGCGGAUAGGUGGCCCCCGAUUUGAGAGAGCUUCUGUACUUGGGAGGAAGAGGAAGGAAGCCAACUGA